ACGUGCCAAAAUAGGACAACUUCAAGUAGCGAUCAAGCGUUUGGCAUUCACAACAACAGCAUGUUGCAGAAUCCUUCGAAAUUUCACCCGAAUCCGUUCUCCCACUUAUUGGCRUUGCAUAGUUCUCAGGCUGUGGCAAAUAGCAAYAUCAGCACUCAUCAAGCGAAUUUGGCURCGCUGCCGCCGGUCUUCGCGACGCAAAGCCAACUUCAGYUYCAACAUCAGCAACAGCAGCURCAGCAGCAACAGCAACAACAGCAACACUAUCAUAACAUUCACUCAACAAUGACGGGCACUAAUCAACAGCACAACAAUGCAUUUCUGCUGCGAAACCAUCCACCGCGUGAAUCACAGCAACAGCAACAGCAACAACAACAACACACAAACCACCCACUGCUAAAUCCAACGCAAACACGUACUCAAGAGAUAUUGGACACGACGAAUACCUCCCUCGAUAUGGGCAAGUCAUUCACGAUUGCCGCCAUUUUGGGCUUGCAGAAGAGCGCUAUGGAGAACAGUUGCAAAGACUACAACAAUGCAAUCAAUUUGUCGCUGAACAGCAAUGACGAUGACGUCGGCAAAGARUCUAGCCUUGGACGAUCGGCGCAAAGCACUCAAAGUAAUAAACAUUUCAGCGAUGAUGAGGUGGACAAUAGCGAGCAACAAUCACCGCAUUUGCAAACGUCCAAUGGCGCAGACAAUGCCAUCAAGUCGCUUCAACAGUGYGACAGGAAUACCAAUAAUAUGUUUCAUCGAAACGGCGGCCAUUUCGAUUGCAAUGGCAAUGUUGGCGCAGCGCUGAUACACCGUUAUUUGCCUAUUCCAGUCUCGUCUAAGCAAACAACGGCAGCGACAUCGUCAUUUGUUGCGGCAGCGGCGGCAGUAACGCAACACCAUCAUCAGCAACAACAGCAGCAGCAACAAAAUCUUUUAAUGUCGCAUGUCCGUUCGGUGGCAUCAGCCGCUGCCGCAGCAUCAGGUGGCACAUCGUCUGCGCUUCAGAGCCUGCAACAGCUGCAUCAACAUCACGCUCAGCAAAGCUCACUGAACCUACAACGUGAAAAGCAUAAAUCAGAGAGUAAUGGAAAAAAAUCUUCUAUGAAGAACAAGCGUGUUCGCACUAUAUUCACGCCCGAACAGUUAGAGCGAUUAGAAGCUGAAUUCGAGCGGCAACAGUAUAUGGUCGGUCCGGAGCGACUUUAUCUAGCACACACUCUACAGCUAACAGAAGCACAGGUGAAGGUGUGGUUUCAGAAUAGACGCAUCAAGUGGCGAAAACAUCAUUUGGAAAUCACACAACAACGACUCGCUCUCCUACGUCAAACACAAUUGCCGAGUACAGCGGAGAACUUGAGUGCUGGUAUUGCUGUAGGGACGCCUAUAUUGACCAAUAGGGGCAUGCCGAAUGCCAACACAAUGAAUUUAAACAACGAUGCACGAACUUCAUCGCCGAUUAGUUGUGGUGUUGAAGAUGCCGAUGAGCUUAGUAAACAAGGCGAGGAGUUUCAUUCUUUGAGUCGUGGCAGUCAUUCAAGUUCGGAAUCCGAUCUCUCUAUAUGUAAUGAUUCCAUUGAUGCCGGUAGUGCGGUGGAAGGUAUAGAGGAUACAUAAGACAUGUGACUUGGCACACGUUGGAGGCUGUACAUAUUAACUAUUAAAUACUGAA
Bactrocera latifrons is the source of this 1666-nucleotide messenger RNA. Its product is annotated as alpha-protein kinase 1. Lineage: Eukaryota; Metazoa; Arthropoda; Insecta; Diptera; Tephritidae. Gene Ontology annotation, biological process: regulation of DNA-templated transcription; central nervous system development; neuron differentiation. The transcript is spliced from 2 exons. The record is from RefSeq and is a predicted model, not a curated record. Gene Ontology annotation, molecular function: DNA binding; DNA-binding transcription factor activity, RNA polymerase II-specific. Bases 61 to 1611 code for a protein of 516 amino acids.